AUGGUCGCCCCCACCACGACGCGUUACCUCCUAGGUCGCGUCUACACCAAGCUACCCUGCACAUGUUCGCAACGAUACGACCUCUACCGCUCCUAUUCGACCGCCAGUAAUAGCGCGAUCGACGAGGAUGCUCAUUCGCAACCACCAUCAUCAGAAGCAAUUCCUGGUCCGAGCACGUCACAAUCGUCGACGGCCAAGAGUGAUUGGAAGAGAAGACAGGUGAGAACCCAAGAAGGUCCUAUUCUUGAGCGUAGCGAAUGAGUGGCUGAUCCAUUUCCUAUGGCACACUUCUUAGGAAGGCUCGAAUUUCAUCGACACGCUCUCGAUCGCUUUGUUCUCUGGAAAGGGAGGCGCAGGAGGCGUUUCUUUCCAUCGGGAAAAGUUCAUGGUGAGGACAAGCAAUGCAAAUUAUAUACUCCACUUUCUCCUUCCGAAACUGACAUCCCCCCCCCCCACCCCCCUGAUAAAAGGCGCGAGGUCCCCCCUCCGGAGGUCCAGGAGGUCAAGGUGGAUCCGUCUACCUCGUGUCCACACCGACGGUCACGUCCCUCUCCCAUCUCCCCAUGACCCUCCGAGCAGGACGAGGUGGUUCAGGUGGUAGCAAAUGGUUAGCCGGUAAGAACGGCCAAGACGUCUUUCUUCGCGUACCGCUCGGCACCGUCGUGCGGGAAGUUCGACCCAGGGAGAACGAAUUGGAUUCGUUGAAAGAGGAACGCGACGAUUUGGAAAUGGCUUUUCAAGUCAACGAGGUGCGCUUACAAGAAGCGCAAAAGAGGACGUUGAGAUGGGACGAGUGGAAAAGGGGCAAAGACCGGGCGGAUAAGUUGGGGGAGGAUUGGCACGUCUUCCCGGAGGAAGAAGAGGUCGAGUUCGAUCCUUUCGUUAUGGCCGCUCAUGAGAGGGUCAGGAAGGACUUGUUCGUGCUUUACCCCAUGGCAGAUUUGGCGAGUCAUCCUUCGUUCCUGUUGGCCGAGAAUCAACUCUUGAGCAAGUUGCUUGCGAGAAAAGGGGGGGUCCCGGGCCGUAAAGUGAGACGAAGGAGGAAGAGGGGUAGUCCCGUCGAGGAGGCAGCACCCCCUUUGUACCUCGACCUCAAGACGGCAACACCGUUAUCGGAACCUAUUCUACUUUUGGCGGGUGGGGAACCUGGGUUGGGUAAUCCGAGCUUUCAGGCCGCGGAUGAUCGAUCGCCCAAGUAUGCGACGAGGGGUGGGGACGGCGAAAUGAUGAGGUUGGAAUUGGAGGUCAAGGCUGGGGGGGAGGUCGGACUGGUCGGAAUGCCGAAUGCGGGCAAGUCGUGAGUACAUUCUGCUCAUUCCACUCGGCAUGUAAGCGCAUACAACUGAUCCUCACCACCACCCCUACAUCACGACCAGAACCCUGCUCCGAGCUCUAACCUCGUCCACACCGCGCGUCGCCUCGUACGCCUUCACAACCCUCAACCCGCACCACGGCACCUGCGUUCUCUACUCUGACCAAACCUUUUCCGGACCCCGAGGAACGAUCUCCGAUACGAGUUCGUUACCCGAGGAAUUCUCCGCCGAUUCACCACGAAUCAUCAAACCGCGUCGUUCGACGCGAUCCGAAGACGACCCACCCCGACCCGAACGUAUCGAAGUGAUGCGCUUCACCAUCACCGACAAUCCAGGCUUGGUCGAACGUUCCGCGCAAAACGUUGGAUUAGGUCACGCCUUCCUUCGGCACUUGGAACGUUGUAGGGCUUUGGUUUACGUCGUCGAUCUUGCGGGGGAGGUGGAGCCGCUGAGUGCUUUGAAGGCUUUGAAGGUCGAGUUGGAGGAAUAUGAUCGGUUGAAAGGGACGGGGUUGGGAGGGAGCGUCAGAGGGGUCGUGGUCAAUAAGGCGGAUUUGUUUGGUGGGGAGGAAGGAACGACCGAGGGGGAAGUGGAUGAGGAUCAAGGCCUUGCGGGAGCGUCGGUGGAAGAAGGACAGAGGAAGUUAUCCGAGGUCAUCCAAUGGGUUCGGCAACUCGAGCACGAAAUGGGAGUGGACGAGGGGUCGAUCUGGGUCACCCCUGUUUCGGCGAAGAAGAGGGAGAACAUGAAAAGUCUGGUCAAAAAGUUGGCAGAGACGGUGGGGAAGGAGAGGGAGGUGGCGAGAUUGGAGGAGGAGAAGCAGGAGAAGGAAAGGGAGGAGGAGAGGGAGAGCCUGAUCAAGGGGAUCUAA
Molecule: messenger RNA, 2184 nt
Organism: Microbotryum saponariae
Lineage: Eukaryota; Fungi; Basidiomycota; Microbotryomycetes; Microbotryales; Microbotryaceae
Source: the annotation of a GenBank genome assembly